This is a messenger RNA of Cucurbita maxima (winter squash), 1122 nucleotides long. RefSeq lists its product as uncharacterized. The transcript is spliced from 5 exons. Lineage: Eukaryota; Viridiplantae; Streptophyta; Magnoliopsida; Cucurbitales; Cucurbitaceae. The record is from RefSeq and is a predicted model, not a curated record. The coding region runs from base 76 to 813 and encodes 245 amino acids.
CUUCUCCUCCAAUUUCCAUUUCUUCCUUCCACCAUUUUCACUCCCUUCUCUCGCCGUCGCCCGCCGCCGGUCAAGAUGGUCUUGAAGGACGAGUGGUUGAGUGCGGCCAUGGCUGAUGACAGCGUCGUCGUUGAGUUACUGGUUCGUCUCAAGCAGUCCCAAGCUUCCUCCUCCGUGAAAUCUCCGGUACCCGCUGCUAUUCCGGCCAAAUGGGGUCUCAAGCAGCGGCGUUCCAGGAUUCUUUCCUCUUUUCGAUACGAUGUUUUUUCUCAUAAGAAUAAGGAGUCCAGCUCCACCAGAUGCAGCCCCACCACUCCUCUCUCUUGGAGCGGCGACACCUCCCCUUCCGCCACCGCCGAUGGAUUCGAAGAGUCCAGUCAUCCUUCCGGAUUCUCCCACUCCUCCAGAUCCAAGGGGUGUGGUAGUAAUGAAUUCAGCUGGAGGAUUGCCAUGGCCAAGAGGCUUAAAAGAAAGAAGGCAUUGGCUGAUCUGAGAGUAGAGGAGUCUUUACUUUUGAAGGAAAGAGUUCAUCUCAGAAAGGAGCUUGAAGGCUUACAUGCCACGUUCAAAGAACACACGACCAACAAUGAAAAGUUGAAGAAAAUGAAGCUCGAUUUGAACUUCGAUUCGUUGUCAAAUACUGAUUGGGAUCCAACACCCGAAACCCUUCCUAUAACUUCUUCGCCCGUACAAACCGUACCUGGAAAUAGUACACGGUCCGAAUCCGACAGAACACGAGAGAUUAAUCCAAUGGAAAGUGGUGGUUUUUUUCUACCUGAUCUAAACAUGAUCCCAGCUGAUGACUGUCUUUGAAGCUCACAAAUGGAUUCUGUGACUCGUCAACAAGACAUUGCUUCGAGAUAACAACUUGACCCGAUGCCAAACGAAGAAUGAUUUAGCGGAGCUUGUAUUUGCCGAGGUGUUACUUACCCCAACGAAAGUUCAUGAGAAUUCUGAAACAUGAGACUUUCUUAUGUUGUUAUUUCGAAAGUCUUUUCGAGUAGAAUCCAUCGAUUCAUCGAUCCAUCCCUUGUUGAAAUUCGUUUCAAAAUUGUAGGAUCAAACAUGUUUGAUUCUUUGUAGGUAAAAAGAAAAGCUAAUCAAACUUGUUCUAUGUUGAAA